Messenger RNA from Phodopus roborovskii (desert hamster), 1496 nucleotides. RefSeq names its product RALY RNA binding protein like (gene Ralyl). The record is from RefSeq and is a predicted model, not a curated record. Gene Ontology annotation, molecular function: RNA binding. Lineage: Eukaryota; Metazoa; Chordata; Mammalia; Rodentia; Cricetidae. The transcript is spliced from 9 exons. Bases 168 to 1049 code for a protein of 293 amino acids. Gene Ontology annotation, cellular component: nucleus.
CUGCAAGUCAAGUCCGCCUGGCUCCGAGUCACGUGUCAGUGCCCGAGGCAGAGACUGAGAAAAAAACGCGCUCCAUUCCUUCUUUCACCGCCAUACUGUAUUUUCCUAAAUCUCAUUUUUAUUCCAACAUUUUACUCCCGCUCGGAUUAAAACAAGGUGAGCCAACCAUGACGGGCAAAACACAGACCAGCAACGUCACCAAUAAGAAUGACCCCAAGUCCAUCAACUCCAGGGUUUUCAUUGGCAAUUUAAAUACAGCCAUUGUCAAAAAGGUCGACAUUGAAGCUAUUUUUUCAAAGUAUGGGAAGAUCGUGGGCUGCUCCGUUCACAAAGGGUAUGCCUUUGUCCAGUACAUGAGUGAACGUCAUGCAAGAGCUGCAGUGGCUGGAGAAAAUGCCAGGGUCAUCGCAGGCCAACCUCUUGAUAUUAACAUGGCAGGGGAACCCAAACCAUACAGACCAAAACCUGGAAACAAGAGGCCACUGUCUGCUCUUUAUAGGAUUGAAUCAAAGGAGCCAUUCCUGUCUGUUGGUGGUUAUGUCUUUGACUACGAUUACUACAGAGAUGAUUUCUACAAUCGGCUGUUUGAUUACCAUGGGCGUGUUCCUCCCCCUCCCCGAGCUGUCAUCCCACUGAAGCGUCCCAGAGUGGCUGUCACCACCACACGCAGAGGAAAAGGCGUGUUUUCCACGAAAGGGGCGUCCAGAUCUACUGUUGGCGGGUCAUCUUCAUCAGGCUCCAAAUUGAAAUCAGAUGAGUUACAGACAAUCAAGAAAGAAUUAACCCAGAUCAAAACUAAAAUUGACUCCUUGCUAGGGCGCCUGGAGAAGAUUGAGAAGCAACAGAAGGCAGAGGCAGAAGCUCAGAAGAAGCAAUUGGAGGAGAGUAUAGAGCUGAUCCAAGACGAAUGUGUGUCAGAGAAUGCAGACCACUCCACAGAGGAGCCUGCUGAAGGAGGGCAAGAAGCGGAUGGAGGAGAAAUGACUGAUGGGGUAGAGGAGGACUUCGAUGAAGAUGGGGGUCACGAGCUGUUUCUACAGAUAAAGUGAUCUGAAGUUGUAUACAAUAUUAUAAGAGAAGAAAAGGAAACUGUGACAUGCGGAGAAUGUGAAAGGUGGUUUCAUUUUGAAUAGCAGCACUCUCCAAUUCAAUUUAUACAAAAGACCCAGUCAUAGGGACAGUAUUGUUCACUUCUAGACAUACCAUUCUUCUGUGUUACAAGCUGUAUAAUUGUUGUUUUAUUGUUUACAUUGUAAAUGUGUUUUCCCUCUGGCUAGUUAUGUUUUUUAAGUCUUAAAGUGUGAAGGACAUUAAUGAAUGGUGAGAGAGAGACACUGUAUACAAAUGUAUAUUUGUAAAAGCUAUUUUUAUGAUUAGCAUGUGUCAUUGUUGGUCACAUAGUCUCAUGGUAUUGCAACCCUACAUUUAAAGCUUGUUUCCCAUGAUGUCAUAUGCAGAAUUUACAUUGUAUGCUAGUUUUUAAAAUUUAUUUUCAA